This is a messenger RNA of Contarinia nasturtii (swede midge), 2125 nucleotides long. RefSeq names its product peptide-N(4)-(N-acetyl-beta-glucosaminyl)asparagine amidase (gene Pngl). Gene Ontology annotation, molecular function: peptide-N4-(N-acetyl-beta-glucosaminyl)asparagine amidase activity. Gene Ontology annotation, cellular component: cytoplasm; nucleus; cytosol. The record is from RefSeq and is a predicted model, not a curated record. The transcript is spliced from 7 exons. Gene Ontology annotation, biological process: protein quality control for misfolded or incompletely synthesized proteins; glycoprotein catabolic process; protein deglycosylation. The coding region runs from base 183 to 2099 and encodes 638 amino acids. NCBI's taxonomy places the organism in Eukaryota, Metazoa, Arthropoda, Insecta, Diptera, Cecidomyiidae.
UCGAAUGAUAGCUCGGUUUAUCAAUUCACUGUUGUUUUUGUUGUUGUCAGCAUUUUUUUCUGUUCUGUUGUGCUUCGAAAAAUCUUUAUCAAACAUAAAAUAAAAUUCACUGUUUAUUAUUUAUAUGUAAGACGAAUAGGAUCAACUAAAUCACAGACCAUUUAGUUUACUUAUCAUUAUUUAUGAUGGCAUCAAAUUACGAACACGAAGUUUUAAACUUGGAAUGUUCCGUCGGUCAUGCCCAAUACAUUGAGAGCGUAAACAUUUUAUUGAAAAUUUUAAACAAUGUCAUACGUGAACCGCAAAAUGAUAAAUACCGUACCAUCCGCCUUGAAAAUAAGAUUAUCAAAGAGAAGCUACUGUGUCUGACGGGUGUUCAAGAAUUUUUGAAAAAAAUUGGAUUUAUUGAGGUGAAUGGAACAUUGAAUUUGCCGACAAAUGUUUUGAUUGCAACCAUUCGAAAGUAUCGAGAUCAGCUGAACGACCGCUAUGAACGUAUUAAAAAUGGGACACCGGGUGAGCCACAAAACGAGGCAAUGAGUUCAAAACCAUCAGGAUCGAAUACGAUAAAACCACGGCCCACCAAAAUUAUCCCCUUGAAAUCGUAUUCGGAGCGAAUCAAAUUUGAGAAACUAGUGCCGUUCCAAAAUGAGUUUUUACAAAACAUGGAAUUUCGUUCGGAUGAAGUUAUGCAAUAUGAAGAUGAUCGUCUGCAAUAUUAUGGUCGACGAAUGAUUCCGAUUCGAACGCUUACUGAAAAUGCGGUGAAAAGCAUGAGAGCUGUACAAAAACAACAACUAAACGCGAGCCAUGGCACAAGCGAUGCAAUUAAAGAUCCAAGUUUUGACGAUUGGUUUCUGGUUGAAUUAACAAAAUGGUUCAAUGAAUCGUUUUUUGAAUGGAUCAAUACAUUGCCGUGUAAGGUGUGCGGACAAGAUAAUGCACGAACCAAAGGCACACAAGUCGAGAACAAUACACGAGUCGAGGUUUUAUACUGUUGCAAUACACAAACAAAAUUCUAUCGAUAUAAUGAUGUGGCGCAGUUGCUGUUGACACGCAAAGGACGUUGCGGUGAAUAUGCCAAUUGUUUUACAUUUUUAUGCCGAUGUCUUGGAUAUGAAGCUCGAUUGGUUCAAGCGACUUUUGAUCAUGUUUGGACUGAGGUCUUUUCAGAAGCUCAGAACCGGUGGAUUCAUGUCGAUCCAUCCGACAACGUAAUCGAUGCACCCUUGAUGUAUCAACAUGGUUGGAAGCGAAACGUGGACUACGUUAUUGCCUUUUCGAGUGAAGACAUUCAAGAUGUGACAUGGCGUUAUGCAAAUAAUCACAAAGAAACCAUACGACAUCGACAACGAUGCACCGAAUCGGAAUUACUGAAAACACUUCUUCUGCUUAGAGAAAAGCGACAACAAAAUUUGUCGGCGGCGCGUAGAUAUUAUUUGAAAAAGCGCAAUUUACGUGAAAUAGUUGAUUUGAUCGUUCAGAGGCCACCGACCGAAAAUGAAUUGAAAGGAAGAAGUUCGGGCAGUUUGAACUGGCGACUUACACGUGGCGAGGACCAACCAUGUUCAUCAAACAAUUUCUUCGUCUUCAACGCAUCAGAGACUGAAAUCAGUGCAAAGCAAUUUAAUCUUCGUUAUUCUUGUGCAAAAAACGAAUAUGAACGAUACAUAAAACGUUCAAGCGAUUUUAUAGAUGUUAUAAAGGCGACAAAAUCAUGGCAGUCUUGUGCUUAUCGAUGGGAAAAUAUUUUUCGAAAAGAAGAACGAGAUUGGAAAAUGGUCUAUUUGGCGAGAACUGAGGAUGCGAACCAUGCAGAAAUUGAAUAUAAAUUCGAUUUUUCACAACUUAAAAUUAACGACAUUUCACUGAAGUUUGAUAUGAAGAUUUACGAAAGUGGAGAGAUUGAGGUUAGAUUUUUACAUAAAGGCAAAGUGUUACCAAACUUCCAAAGCAUCAAAAACUUGGAUUCAUUCUCGAUUUGCGUGAAAUUAACUGGAGGCAACGGCGAUUGUGCCUGGCAACACACACAGCUGUUUCGACAAUCGAUUUUGGACGCUGAUGAAUUUCCAUUCGAUUUAAAUAUUACAUUUUUCUAAUGCAUUCCUUCUAGCAUUCCUUUAAU